AUGGCGGCUUCGCUGGGUACGCCACUGAUGAGGAUUCUGUAUGGUACGGAGACGGGCAGUGCACAAGAUGUUGCGGAGACGCUGUGGAAAGAUGCGCGGUUCCGCAAUAUUCCAGCUCGGGUUUCCAGUUUUGGCGACUACACUGUUCAGGUACUUAUGCACCUCUUAAUUAGGCUAUUUUCUCUUUUUUCAGUUUUCUGGGGCAGGUUCUGUGGAGUGAGGCGAAAUCGUCCAGGCGAAGAAAAAUAA
This is a messenger RNA of Gongylonema pulchrum, 249 nucleotides long. The record is from the annotation of a GenBank genome assembly. NCBI's taxonomy places the organism in Eukaryota, Metazoa, Nematoda, Chromadorea, Rhabditida, Gongylonematidae.